GUCACCAAAACCCAGGUUGCAAUAAAAAUAAUUGACAAAACACGAUUAGAUUCAAGCAAUUUGGAGAAGAUAUAUCGUGAGGUUCAGAUCAUGAAGCUUCUGAAUCACCCUCACAUCAUAAAGCUUUAUCAGGUUAUGGAAACGAAGGACAUGCUUUACAUUGUCACUGAAUUCGCAAAAAACGGAGAAAUGUUUGAUUACUUGACGUCCAACGGGCACCUGAGCGAGAGUGAGGCCCGGAAGAAGUUCUGGCAGGUGCUGUCGGCCGUGGAGCACUGCCACAGCCUCCACAUCGUGCACCGGGACCUCAAGACCGAGAACCUGCUGCUGGAUGGCAACAUGGACGUCAAGCUGGCAGAUUUCGGAUUUGGGAAUUUCUACAAGUCAGGAGAGCCUCUGUCCACGUGGUGUGGGAGCCCCCCGUACGCAGCCCCGGAGGUCUUCGAGGGCAAGGAGUAUGAAGGCCCCCAGCUCGAUGUCUGGAGCCUGGGUGUCGUCCUGUAUGUCCUAGUCUGCGGGUCUCUCCCCUUUGACGGGCCCAACCUGCCGGCGUUGCGGCAGCGGGUCCUGGAGGGCCGGUUCCGCAUCCCCUUCUUCAUGUCCCGAGACUGUGAGACACUGAUCCGCCGCAUGCUGGUGGUGGACCCCGCCAAGCGCAUCACCAUCGCGCAGAUCCGGCAGCACAGGUGGAUGCAGGCCGAGCCUUCGCUGCUGCAGCAGACCUGCCUCGCCUUCUCCUUGCUCAGCUACAGCUCCAGCCUGGGCGACUACGACGAGCAGGCGCUGGGCAUCAUGCAGACCCUUGGCGUCGACCGGCAGAGGACCGUGGAGUCACUGCAGAACAGCAGCUACAACCACUUUGCUGCCAUUUAUUACCUCCUGCUCGAGCGGCUGAAGGAGUACCGGCUUGCCCCGCCCGCCCGCUCCGGCCCUGCCCGGCAGCACAGGCCCCGGAGCACGGACCUCAGCAGUUUUGAGCUGCCUCAAGAUGGCUUCCCCGGGGAUGCGUUCCGCUCCUCCCUGCUGUGCCCCCAGCCCCAGGCCUUGGGACAGUCCGUCCUGCAGGCCGAAAUGGACUGUGACCUCCACAGCUCACUGCAGCCCUUGCUCUUCCCCAUGGAUGCCAACUGCAACGGGGUGUUCCGGCAUCGCUCAGUCUCCCCGAGCAGCCUGCUGGACACAACCAUCAGUGAGGAGGUCAGGCAGGGCCAGGGCCUGGAGGAGGAGCAGGAGGCACAGAAACCCCCUCCCAGCAGCACAGGCCGGAGGCACACGCUGGCCGAGGUCUCCGCCUGCUUCUCCCCUUGUGCCCCUCCAUGCAUAGUUGUCUCUCCCUCCGCGGCCAGUCCCUCGGAAGGCACCAGCUCCGACAGCUGUCUCAGCUCAGCAGGUGACAGCCCGGUGGGGCUCAGUGGACACCUGGCUGCUCAGGGGCUGGUGGGCACCUGCUCGCCGCUCAGACUGGCCUCACCGCUCCUGGGGGCCCAGUCCGCCACCCCCGUGCUGCAGGCCCAGGGGGUGCUGGGAGGAGCCGCCCUGCUUCCCGUCAGCUUCCAGGAGGGCCGGAGAGCGUCGGACACCUCGCUCACUCAAGGUGACUUCCCCUUUCACACCCGCUUCCACCUUCCCUGGGAGGUGCUGUGAGUGCCCCGAGCAGCAUUGCUUUAUCCUUGGUGGCAGGCGGCGUCAUCCUCCUCUGGCUGGGCCUGGGGGAAGUGGCAGUGCCGGAGGUGCUGCUCGAGUUCCAGGCGUCCUGGCUUCUGGGACGAGCUCGUGGCCUCCUGCAGCUGGCCCUGAACGCCCAGGAGCUGCGGGGCUGUGGGGCAGCGGCUCCCGCCCCGGAGGAGGGGCAGGCCGGGGAGGCGCACGCAGAGGCAGCCCGCAGCUGGCUGCCUGGGUGCUCUUGGUGCUUCCUGGGCUUGUGCGGCCCCCGGGCCCUCCUGAGUCCCUCCUUCUGUGACGGAGCCACAGUCUGCCCAGACGUUUGCUUCCUCAGGGGUGGAGCUGCUGCUCCAAACCAGCCCGGGCACAGGGCUGCUGCGAGGGGGCGGACGACCAGAGGGCGCCUCUGCCCCGUAGUGAAGCUUGCUGCCCUCGCCCCACCACGUUCACACCGCUUGGCCCCCCA
Molecule: messenger RNA, 2128 nt
Organism: Vicugna pacos (alpaca)
Lineage: Eukaryota; Metazoa; Chordata; Mammalia; Artiodactyla; Camelidae
Source: RefSeq, a predicted model, not a curated record